CUGAUUCUAGAGCGGACCGACCCGGAUGGAGGUCGCUUUCCCUCUUCCGUCCUCUUUCCUAUGCUUUUAAAAUUCAGGGGAUGAGUGGCUCCCUUGCGCAGGCGCAUUCGUCGCUCCAGACGCGGUGAGAUGCUUGGCCGGCACGUCUCUCGCGUCCGGAACUUGUAUCGUCGCAUCUUGCUGCUGCACCGAGUUCUGCCCCCUGACCUCAAAUCCCUGGGGGAUCAGUACGUGAAGGAUGAAUUUAGGAGACAUAAGACCGUUGGUUCUGCUGAGGCCCAGCGCUUCUUGCAGGAAUGGGAGGCAUAUGCAGCAAUGCUAUGGCAACAAGCUAACGAAAGCAGACACAAAUCAUAUGAAAAAGCAUGUUUUGGAACUGCCCUCCCAGCAGAAAAACUGAAUGACUUUCGUGAUGAACAGAUUGGACAGUUGCAUGAGUUAAUGCAAGAAGCUACUAAGCCCAGUAGGCAAUUUAGUAUUACUGAGUCUACCAAACCAGAAUUUUAGUCUAUACAAUAAAGUGUAGCAAAGCAUUUUAAA
This is a messenger RNA of Choloepus didactylus (southern two-toed sloth), 540 nucleotides long. It is a transcript of the gene SDHAF3, whose product is annotated as succinate dehydrogenase complex assembly factor 3. The record is from RefSeq and is a predicted model, not a curated record. The coding region runs from base 130 to 507 and encodes 125 amino acids. The transcript is spliced from 2 exons. Gene Ontology annotation, biological process: succinate metabolic process; mitochondrial respiratory chain complex II assembly. Gene Ontology annotation, cellular component: mitochondrial intermembrane space; mitochondrion. Lineage: Eukaryota; Metazoa; Chordata; Mammalia; Pilosa; Megalonychidae.